CUCCGACCAGCUGCUUCGCCCGCUCCCGGAAUGCUCGGCGCGGCGCGGCCGCCAUCUUAUGUGUUUCCCGGAGCCUGAGGCCGGGAGCUGGUGCGAGCGGCGGGGCCGGGGCCGGGGCUGGGGCUGCUGCAGCCGGCUGGAGGAUGCCUGGCGGAUAAAUGUGGCCCCAACCCAACACCCCUCUGCUGUUGUUGCUGCUGAUCGCGGUGGUGGCGAAGCCGGAGCGGCCAGGCCCACGGCUAGGUCUGGCAAGACUUCUGCCAGAGCUGCGUUGUACCUCUGGAGAAUUUGCUUGUAAGACUGGGACUAUUCAGUGUAUUCCUCAGAGCUGGUACUGUGAUGGCUGGCAGACCUGUGAAGAUGGCAGUGAUGAACUUGAUUGUCCAGGAGUAAUUGCUGAUCACCGGGUGCACCACGUAAAGGAAACCACUGACCUGAAACAGGCGCGUGGCAGGACUGCCGAGGACACCCGCUUCUACCCUAUCAAUGUGGCCCAGCCCUUCCAGUUCACCCGUAAGUGCCCAACAGGCUGGCAUCACUAUGAGGGCACAGCAAGCUGUUACCGAGUUUAUUUAAAUAGUGAGGACUAUUGGGAUGCUGUCCAGACAUGUCAACGAGUGAAUGGAUCAUUGGCCACGUUCACUACUGAUCAGGAGCUGCGAUUCAUACUGGCUGAAGAAUGGGACCUGGAGGAACGGACGUUGAGUCGCAAGGACCAGCGCAGGUUCUGGGUUGGCUAUCAGUACAUGAUAACAAACCGAAGCCACACCUCACUAGAAGGGCAGUGGGAAGUAGCUUAUAAGAGCAGUUCCACGGAAGUCUUCCUUCCCCCAGAACAGGUGCCAACGUUUGGAAUGACCAUCUCUGAGCAGGAGAAUGUGCUGUGCGCUCAGCUGCAAUGCUCCCACUUCCCCAGCCUGCGGCACCACGGAUUACACAGCUGGUAUGCAGAGAACUGCAAUGAGAAGUCGGCAUUCCUCUGCAAAAGAAGUCAAACCUGCGUGGAUAUAAAAGAUAACGUGGUAGACGAGGGCAAGUACUUCACUCCAAAGGGUAACGAUCCAUGCUUGAGCUGCACCUGCCACAAUGGCGAGCCCGAAAUGUGCGUAGCCGCUCUGUGCGAGCGGCCACAGGGGUGUCAGCACUAUGAAAAGGAUCCAAAGGAAUGCUGCAAAUUCACCUGCCUUGACCCAGAUGGCAGUGGCAUUUUUGACUCCAUGGCAAGUGGAAUGCGUCUGAUCGUAAGCUGCAUCUCCUCCUUCCUCAUCCUGUCACUGCUCCUCUUCAUGGUCCACCGGUUACGGCAGCGACGGAGAGAGCGUAUUGAGUCUCUUAUUGGGGGCAACUUGCAUCAUUUUAACCUCGCCCGAAGCAGAAUGCCAGGCUUCGAUUACGGUCCGGACAGCCUUGGAUCAGGCCUAACUCCGCUGCAUCUUUCUGAUGAUGGCGAGGGAGGAGCAUUCCACUUCCAGGAUCCCCCGCCUCCGUACACGGCUUAUAAAUACCCAGACAUUCAGCAUCCCGAUGACCCUCCGCCACCAUAUGAGGCAUCCAUCAAUCCAAACAGCAUGCUUUGUGUCAGCCCAGAUGGUGGUCACGGCCGGGUGGAGGAACAGAGCAGCCAGCUUCCCAUGGCCGAGGGUGUCAGUGGAGAGCCGACGGACGCGGGCAGCUUCACUCUCCGUGCCGUCACUGAGGAGCUGGAGGUCUCAACCGGCAGCGUAGCUUGCUGGUGCCGCAGCCUGCCCACCCAGAGAGCGCGGCACUGAGUCGCAGUGGUCACUCCUCAGUAAACACCGUUGUAUAAAUAGGAAGGGAGGGGGAUUAAUCAUUGUUUUAUGGAAUUUGGGCAAAUGUUUGCACAGUGCUAUAUUGACAAUACCAGUCAGAUGACUUAAGACUUUGGUUCUGGUAUCCAGCAGAUUUUCCCUGUUCUGAUGAAUGAGUUGAUCAUUUGUGUAUAUAACUGAUGGAAUGCAGCACGUUUCCCAGUUCAACGGGUAUCGUAGGACUUUAGAACCCUAAACGGCAGCUGUUUUUUUUUUUGGUUUUUUUUUUAAUAGACUUUACAUACAAAUACAGGGCUUAGAAUCAAGAGGCUGGAAGAGAUUUGAGGAUAGGUGGUUUUGUGUGCGUCACCAACCUCUGGCGCAGCCAGGGGUCUCAGACUGCAGUGGGACCAGGCCAGUCCUUGAGGAGUGCCGAGCGAUAUCUCCAGACAGAGGCCAGUGUAACUAGAAGCCGGUGGGCGCUGUCACUGGGGAGCGGCCCGUAUAACAGGAGGGUGUACCCGUUGCUGGGAGUGGAGCGGAGUCCCAGGCAGUUUGGGGCGGGGAGGUGGACUGGUUCUGAGCCCAGGGUGGAAUCCCGGGAGGGGUGUACAGCAGUCCCACGGGCACUCUAAUAGGGUAUGAUGUGCCGGGUGGGAGUGGAGCUCUGGAGUAGGGGAUAUUGCCUGCAGGCUCACGGCAGAGGUGCUGGUUUGCACGUUCCGUCUCAGCAGGAGGGGUUACGGUCUUUGUCAGCAGGUGGCUGCAGGUUUCUUUCACACCAGGUUGGGGGGGGGGGGGGGGGGGGGGGGGGGGGGGGGGGGGGGGAUUGUGUGAUUGGAUCUCACAUUGGGCGUGGGUGUACGUGUCACUCGUUGCAGGCUCCUGUGUCGACGGAUGGGGUUAAGAGCCUGAGAUGAUGGUAGUGUACCAUGGUGGCAGGUCUUGGCUCACUUAUAUUUUUUUACCAGUACUGUAUCAGUACUAAUGUUCACUGAGCUAGAGUGGAGGGGGGCUACUGAUGGGGCUAGAGUGGGAGUUAGUCCUGUGCAUUACAGAGUAAAUGGGCAAGCCCUCUCUCCAUUCUAUGCUCCCUGCUUCCUCCCCUGGAGUUCUUCACUGAUGUUGAUCAUUGUUAUGGAUGCAGUUAAUAAAGUGAAAUGGUCAACAAUGCGGAUGUGGUCUAAUGAUCACCUACACUGAUGUGAUUGAAAUGAAUCAGUGCUAUUAGUGCUGUAUAUUGAUGUGGUGGAUGAUAGUCAUGUUAAUGUGAUCUGGUGAUACUUAUCAAUGAUUUUGAUGUUGGUUGAUGUGGUCGCUGGGCUUCUGUUGACCUGGUUGCAGGAGGCAUUUUGUUGGGGGAAAAUAUCCAUUCAAAUGGGGUUUUGGGAAUUCUGCACUGUCUUUGUAUUGGCUGCUCACAGUCUCUCCUCAUUCCUCGAUUGUCUCAAAUAAACACAAAAAUGUGCACAUGUGCUCACAACCUAAACACCGCAGUUAACAGACAUUUGUAGUUUGUGAUUUGAACUUUCUGUGGCAGUGGAAAGAUUUUGAUACUCAGUGAAUACCAAGUAGAGAUUAAAUUUGAUACCAUUAUUAGGUCUGUGUGAUUGUUCAGGAGUUUCCAUUUUUCACUUGUUCUUUUACUGCAUCAUGUAAGGACUGAUUCAAAUGUCUUGUACUUCUGUUAACAAAAUGAAUGCCAAAUAAAUUCUGAAGUGGAGAUAA
Messenger RNA from Pristis pectinata (smalltooth sawfish), 3497 nucleotides. RefSeq names its product DiGeorge syndrome critical region gene 2 (gene dgcr2). The coding region runs from base 159 to 1769 and encodes 536 amino acids. The transcript has 11 exons. The record is from RefSeq and is a predicted model, not a curated record. Gene Ontology annotation, cellular component: membrane. Lineage: Eukaryota; Metazoa; Chordata; Chondrichthyes; Rhinopristiformes; Pristidae. Gene Ontology annotation, molecular function: protein binding.